CCCCAUUAUCAUACCAUCCGUACAAUCACAAUAGUGACACCAUAAACAACACUCUGACAGUGAGAGUGAGAGAGUGAGAAAAAGAGAGAGAAAGAGCAGGACACGCACAGAGCCAGGCUACCUAAGGAUUAGCGGGUGCACGUUUCCCAUCUUUCACUCGCUGUUUCUCUCUCUCUGUGUUUCUCUCUCUCUCUUUGUUACUGAAGAACUUAAAGAGGAAAAAAAAAAAAGGUAAGCCAAGUUUCUCGGAAAAACAAUUCCUACCCAAGACAGUGGAUUUGAAAAUUUGUAACUUCUUUUUUUCCUUUAAAGUUUUCAUUUUGGUUCUGGUUUUUUCAUUUGGAGCUACUUUGUUGGAACUUAAUACUGUAAAUAUUAAAUAACAAUAUAAAUGUAAAUUUUUUUUCUUUAUUUUUUUUUCCAUUAAAUUUUGGAUCUUUUGUGGUUAUAUUGGUAUUCUUUUCAUUUUUUUCACUUCCAUUUAGUCCCGGUAGAGUUUGAUUGAUACUGUAUAGUGUAACUGUUGUAUUGAAUUAACUAUUUAUUUUCUUUCAAGGUUGAUAUAUUUUGAUUCCUAAUUUUCAUGUUAGAUGAUGAAUGUAGCUUCUUACCAUUGUGCUAUGGUAUCAUAAGUUGUUAAUUGGACAUCUGGACUCUUAAACUUGGACAGUUUUGUGAAGUAUUUCUUAGUAUUCUAUUUGAUUGCUGAGAAAGUGAAUGAAUGGAAGAGAAUACAUAGUUUUGAGUUUAUAUGAGGGUUUUGAUUGUAGUGCAAAUGAAAACCAAUUGCAAAUGAAUUAAAGAAAGAAAGAAAGAAAAUCCUAAACAUGUUUCUAAUGGUAAAGACUAGAAAAAGGGGAAGAGGGAGAGGGGGAAAAUUCAAUUGGGUAUUUAUAGUUAUUGAAGGUUUUUGAGAACAACUUCUUUUGUGGGGCUUAUAAGUGCCCGAUAUGUAAUUUUGCAAAGAAUGUUCGAAAUUUUUUGCUCUUUGUAAUUUUAAUUUCUAAGUUUUAUUAUACAAGGAAUUUGUUUUUUUUGUUCAGUUAAAUGUUGGUUGUGUCCUUUUCAAGUUUAUAAUUUAUUUCCUCUUGUAAAGUUCAUUUCCAUAAGUUGGGUUAGAUUGAUGGCAGAAAUAUGGCAUUAAACUUAUAAAGGGAGGAAAUUUUGUCUUCUUUUUUGGUAAUAAGAAGGGACAGAAAGAAGCUUAAUUGUGUUAAAUUAUGGGAAGCUGAUGGACACCCUGUAAAUUAAGUUCACAAUGUCAAGGCAAGCUCACCUUCCUCCGCGUUGCCCAAUUCAAAAGAAACCCAUCGCUGGCCCAAUUCAUGACACAGUCUCUCACCCCCUGCACAUCAAUGAAUCAUAUCCCCGACACCAGAAGUCGUCCUCCCAAAGUUCCAUCCUAGAUGAGCAGCCAGCAUGGCUUGAUGACUUGUUAGGUGAUGCAGUCUCAAAUUCCAAAGGAAUGUCCCAUCGUCGAUCAGUUAGCGACUCUUUUGCCCCUUUGGACGCUCUUGAAGACAUGUUUCCAAGUUUGACUCCACAUAAAGAUGAUGCAAGCAUAGAUGUUAGUGAGACGUGUAGUGGGUUGGAGUCAGCUUGUACUUACGGUCCCAAUUCUCCUCGUCAAAAAAGCAAUGUAACCUUUACAGAGAAUGCAAUAGUUUCAGCAUUGUCAGAAUAUGUUUCUCAGGACCCUCUGCCUUACAUAGAUGGGAGUCUUUGCAAUUCUGCUAUUACUCACUCUCAUUCAAAAGGAGAUGAUUGUCAUUCAGUUGGUGAGCUCAACAUAGAGAACAAGGCUGUAAAACGUUUAUGCACCUCUGGUGAGCAAGCUUGUCAGAGUAAAGGAGCACCAUUCUCUUGGUUGUCAAAGAGAGGGGACGACUGCAGGUCAAAAGAAGCACUCAGAAAGCAGCACUCUGGGCAGCGUUCAAGAGUUCGUAAACUCCAGUAUAUUGCUGAACUGGAAAGUACUGUAGAUGUUUUGCAGACUUUCGAAUCAGAGUUGGCUGUCAGAGUUGCUUCUCUUCUUCAGCAACGUGUUGCUCUGUCCCUGGAAAACUGCACUUUAAAACAGCAGGUGGCCAGACUGCAGCAAGAAAAAUUAAUCAUGGAGUGUGAAUAUCAGGCUCUGAAGAAGGAACUCGAGUCUCUGAAGUCCGGUUUUGCAAAAUCCAAAAGUAGCAAGGUCAGCACAUAUUUUGGGUCCAGAACUGCUGCCGAGUCAUCUAAGAUCAAAGGCUACAUGGCAGAUGUUAGAUAUGGGAAAGCUUAACAUUAGUUGAAACCCCCGAAAAAAAUAAUAAUAAUACUGGAAUUUUGUGUUGAUGCACCCUGGUACUGGUUGAAGCAGAUCCAGCCAAAGGGUACUGGCUGUUCUUCAUAGCCAUUUCUUUCAGUCUUACUCAUAAACUGUAGUCUUUAGGUAUCCUGUAGGCUAUGGUACUUUGCUGUUCUAGGAACUACUUUUAUCAUUUUAGGAGAAAGCGACACAAUUUUCUCUAUGUUU
Molecule: messenger RNA, 2512 nt
Organism: Quercus lobata
Lineage: Eukaryota; Viridiplantae; Streptophyta; Magnoliopsida; Fagales; Fagaceae
Product: bZIP protein
Exons: 5
Coding region: 1259-2278 (339 amino acids)
Biological process (GO): regulation of DNA-templated transcription
Molecular function (GO): DNA-binding transcription factor activity
Source: RefSeq, a predicted model, not a curated record